Carassius gibelio (silver crucian carp) is the source of this 1408-nucleotide messenger RNA. RefSeq names its product zinc finger protein 740. Gene Ontology annotation, biological process: regulation of transcription by RNA polymerase II. The coding region runs from base 266 to 1057 and encodes 263 amino acids. Gene Ontology annotation, molecular function: RNA polymerase II cis-regulatory region sequence-specific DNA binding; DNA-binding transcription factor activity, RNA polymerase II-specific. The record is from RefSeq and is a predicted model, not a curated record. Gene Ontology annotation, cellular component: nucleus. The transcript has 7 exons. Lineage: Eukaryota; Metazoa; Chordata; Actinopteri; Cypriniformes; Cyprinidae.
CUUUAAUUUGUUGCCAGUGCGGUGAUCACGUGACAGUAUGCGCUCUCCCCUGAGAGCACUUCCGGUAACGUUUCCUGUGUUUGUAAACUGUUAAAAUUGUCCGACAAGAAAACAUUGGGCUACUGUAAACCGAGAAGAGUAAGGCUUGGGCCCCUGAUGGUUGGGGCUUGUGUGGUCUCUAAACACUCUCCCUGCCCCGAGCGAAGCCCCCUCUGUACCCCAACACACACACACACACACACAUACAUACACUCUCACCACUGCGAUGUCACACCUUUCCAACAGCUCAGUGAGAGAUCACAUGAAAUGGGCUGGGUUGCUUGGCUGUGAAGCAGUGCUGUCCAGCAUGGCACUUAUGCAGGCCAGCUCCAUGCCCAGCCAUAAGAAGAUGGGCUCUCAUCUGGGCCAGGGACAGAGAGAAAACAAUCACAGCCACAACCAGAACACACACAGCCAACACGGCCUCAUGGUGCUUCCCUCAGGAGUCAGCUGCCCACCAUUGCUCAUCCGCAAGGAUGGAGAGUUUCACUCAUCCAGGCUCUUGGAUGAAAAAGACGUUCAAGUCAGCCAGAACGUGCAGCCAAAGAAGAAGAACAGGAAGUCUGGACUUCCCACCAAAAUGAGAGAAAAACCCCAGGUGGAGAUUCCUGACGUUAAUGACGAUAACUCACUCAGCUCUCAAGUGCAGAAGAACUUCAUAUGUGAGCACUGCUACAGUGCUUUCCGCAGUAGCUACCAUCUCAAACGGCACAUUCUCACCCAUACGGGGGAAAAGCCAUUCGGGUGUGAUAUGUGUGACAUGAGGUUUAUUCAGCGCUACCACCUGGAAAGACAUAAGCGUGUUCACAGCGGUGAGAAGCCUUAUCAGUGUGACCGCUGCCAACAGAACUUUUCCAGAACCGACCGGUUACUACGGCAUCGACGUUUGUGUGCCGUGGGCAUCCCUAAAGAGGAGAACCAGCCGUGCUGUGAGGGACGGUCGUAUUCUCAGGACCCCUCUCAGCACUCGGCGUCCUGGAGCCCACUGCAGACAAACAACAGCAGGCUGGCGGCGUGACAGCCUUCCGAUCGCGUACAAACCACUUCCCAGGAAACGCAAUGGACUCGCCAACAUGACCUGACCGGGGAUCUGAGCCUGUAAACUGUUUAAAGACUCCAGUGUGUCCAGCUCUGAUCCCAGUGGACUCUUUUAUAUUGCUUAGACUCUGGGAAAUAGCGUAUUUUGUAUUUUAGAUGGUACUGUGAUCAGCAGGCGGGUUAGUUGUGCAUUCAAUACAGGCAAUAAUGAUUUCUGGUAGUUUAGAAAUGCUUUCUUGUGUAGAUCCCAUGCAGGACUGUAGAUUGUUGAGAUUCUCAGUGUUACGUUGUGCUCACAUUUAAUUUUGCAAGUAAAAUCCAGUCAUUUCAA